Molecule: messenger RNA, 1902 nt
Organism: Tauraco erythrolophus (red-crested turaco)
Lineage: Eukaryota; Metazoa; Chordata; Aves; Musophagiformes; Musophagidae
Source: RefSeq, a predicted model, not a curated record
GUGCUACCCACUGCCAACCAGUCAGUGCAGACGUGCUGCCUGCUCUGUCACCGGGAGCGCAAGGACUGGGGAGGGCCAUCCCACAAUGGGCUGGUUUCUCCAGGUGAGAGGCUGCCCCCGGGCUUCGUGCCCACGCUCGUCUCGUUAUCCCACACAUCCUGCAAGUCGCAAUCUUGUGGGGGUGGCUCCCACUCCUCUUCCUCCUCCGCCUCCUCUUCUUCCUCCUCGUGCCAUGGGAACUCAGGGGACUGGGACCCGAGCUCUUUCUUGUCUGCUCACAAGCUCUCGGGCCUCUGGAACUCGCAGCACACCAACGGGGCCGCACAGGGCAGCCCCCUCGGGGCCCCCCCUGCUGCACUAGGUGACAAGCAUCCCGGCCUCGCUCUCUCUCCAGAGUGCGCCAACCAGACGCCUGCCAUGGCGCCGAGGCUCAAGGCCUGUCCCUACAGCCACACGGCCUCCCCCACCUCCAGCAGUGCCGCCCCGGGCUCGCCUCUGCCUACCUCACUCGACUUCUGCAAGACGCUGCCGAAGCAGUUCAAAAGCAUGUGCCGGAGGGCCACCCCGCCAGGUGAGGCCUUCCACUCCUCAGAGCAUCAUCAGCACUCGGACCUCACUGCUCCUCCCAACAGUCCUACCGGCCUCCCCUCCCAGCCACCAGCGCUGAUCCCCUCCAAGCAGACGCCUGCCCAUCCGGGGCCCUUUGGCUCCCCACCCCACGUCCCACUGGGCACCUCCACGCAGGCUGCGCUCUUUCCCGCACCCAGCGCACAGGCAGCAGCCCCGAAACCAGUGUCGGAGUCUCCUCCUUCUGGCAUGGUCUCACACAGCCCGGGGUCGUGUAAGAGCCCUCACCUGCCCCCUGCUAACGUGCCGCUGCUGAAGAUGCCUCCUCCGCUGGCAGGCUGCACUCAUCCCUGCAACGGGCACUGCAGUACUUCGCUCAUCCCUCCUCCUGCCUCCCACCAGCUACCCAGCACCAACAGGACCUUUGUCAGUGAGACCCGUCGGGCAGCUGUGGCACUGAGCAAAGGUCCUCGAGAAGAUGAAGCCUGUGGACUUGUGGUUCUGCUCGCCUGCUCCCCUGGCCCUCUCUGGGCUCCCUGUGCCCUAGAAGAGAGCACGCUGAGUCGCGGGCGCUGGUUCCUCUCCGCUGAUAAGCGCUCACUGUGGAGGGCCAGCCAGAAAGACGGGAAGUUCUGCGCCUGCUGCUACUGUGAGUUCUUCGGCCACAAUGCGCCUCCAGCCGCUCCCACAAGCCGCAACUACGCCGAGAUCCGGGAGAAGCUGCGUUCGCGCCUCACCAAGAGGAAAGAGGAGUUGCCACAAAAACUGGGGCACAGCAGCAGCUCGGGAGAGCCCGCUGUGGACCACCGCAACGUGGACGAGCUGCUGGACUACAUCAACAGCACAGAGCCCAAGCCCUUGAACAGUGCCAAGGCAGCCAAGCGGGCACGGCACAAGCAGAAGAAGAAGGUGAGGCUGGGCAGGUUGCAGGAGGGAGGUCAGGGCAGGACUGUGCGCACCCAUGCGCCCAGCCGGGCCAGGGAGCCGGCGGAGGAGAAGCUGCUGGAGUGGCCGGAGCUGGAGCUGGAGCGAGUCAACAGCUUCCUCAGCAGCCGGCUGCAGGAGAUCAAGAACACCAUCAAGGACUCCAUCCGGGCCAGCUUCAGUGUCUACGACCUCAACCUGGAUGUCAACGACUUCCCCAAGAAGGCAGCUGUCCUGGAGCAGAAGAACCUGCUCUCCCACCUCAAUGGCUCCUCUGACCUCAAGAGCAGGAAGAGCCGGAACAAGGUGGAGAAAUCCAAUACCUCGAUUGAUGAUGUGUUCCUGCCCAAGGACCUGGACGGGGCAGAGAUGGACGAGACGGACAGAGAAGUGGAGUAUUUCAAGAGGUGA